AUGCGCAGCCCGUGCGCCGAGAGCGCCCGCCGGCAGCCCCUGCUGCACCGCUCCAAGUCAGACCUGAGCGACCGCUACUCGCGUGCCACCGCCGACCUCGAGCGCUUCUUCAACUACUGCGGGCUGGACCCCGAGGAGCUGCAGAGCCUGGGCGCCGAGCGCUUUGCCCGCGCCGCCUCCGACAUCGUCUCUGUGAAGCUGCCCAGCGGCAGCACGGCGAGCUCGGAGGGCGGCCGCUCGCCGUGCAGCGGCGCCAGCCCCGUGGGGCGCCCGCCCGAGCGCAUGCCCUAUGGCAUCUCCAUCGUGGAGCGCAAUGCCCGCGUCAUCAAGUGGCUCUACGGGCUGCGCCAAGCCCGCGAGCCCCAGAAGGUCUCCAAUGUCUAG
Molecule: messenger RNA, 384 nt
Organism: Tinamus guttatus (white-throated tinamou)
Lineage: Eukaryota; Metazoa; Chordata; Aves; Tinamiformes; Tinamidae
Gene: FAM110A
Product: family with sequence similarity 110 member A
Source: RefSeq, a predicted model, not a curated record